UCUACUCUUGGUAAGUUAGUUGGUCUCUUUACGAGAUUCUGAAUCGCACUUCAAAAUUCUUUGCUUCUGCUUAUCCUACACUCGCACGAGCUCUCGCUCUCCCUCGUCGUCAGAAUCCGUCUUCCCGAUUGCUUCUUGCAGCGUAGCGCUCCGCCGUAGCAACGGCAGCCUAUUCAUAUCGAAUCCCUAGUUGGUUGUUCAGAGAAUUGGAAGCAAUUCCAUGCCUGAUCUCAAAGAACGCUUGCUUCCUACAAAAUAUGCAUCAAGUGCAAAUAUUAGAGAUACAUCUUAUAGGCCUUCUGCCUCUGGUCGUCAACCAUUCCAAGGUCUUGAUGUCCUGGGCCUUAAAAAGCGUGGCCAGGGGCUUAGAUCAUGGAUUCGUGUCGAUGCGUCUGGGAACUCCCAAGUCAUUGAGGUUGACAAGUUCACUAUGAUGCGUCGCUGCGAUCUCCCAGCACGUGAUCUGCGGCUACUUGACCCAUUAUUUGUUUACCCCUCCACAAUUCUUGGCAGAGAAAGUGCCAUUGUUGUUAAUCUUGAGCAGAUUCGAUGUAUUAUUACAGCAGAUGAGGUUCUGCUCUUGAAUUCUCUAGACAGCUAUGUCCUGCAGUAUGUAGUGGAGUUGCAACGGCGGCUGCAAUCUGCUGGGGUUGGUGAGGUUUGGCCAACAGAAGGUCCUAACUUGCACAGAAGGAGAGGAAGCAGGAAUCUUGAUGAUUUAUUUGGGAGCUCGUCACCUGAUUAUUUACCCUUUGAAUUCCGUGCUCUUGAAGUUGCCCUUGAAUCUGCUUGUACUUUUCUGGAUUCUCAGGCAGCAGAGCUAGAAAUUGAAGCAUACCCUUUGUUGGAUGAGCUUACAUCAAAGAUAAGUACAUUGAAUCUGGAGCGUGUUCGUCGAUUGAAAAGCAGACUUGUAGCGUUGACUCGUCGUGUUCAGAAGGUUAGGGAUGAGAUAGAGCAACUUAUGGACGAUGACGGGGACAUGGCUGAAAUGUAUCUUACUGAGAAGAAAAUGCGGAUGGAAUCAUCAUCAUUUUAUGGUGAUCAAUCUGUGGUUGGAUACAGGUCAACUGAUGGUGUGCUGUCUGUUUCUGCUCCAGUUUCUCCUAUUUCGUCUCCUCCUGAUAGCAGCAGGAAGCUCGAAAAAAGUUUGAGUGUAGCCAGAAGCAGGCAUGAGAGCAUGAGAAGUUCAGAAAGCGCUGCAGAAGCUCAAAGUAUAGAGGAGCUCGAAAUGCUCUUGGAGGCUUACUUUGUCGUCAUUGAUAGCACCCUCAACAAGUUGACAUCGCUUAAGGAGUAUAUCGAUGACACAGAAGAUUUCAUCAACAUUCAGCUGGACAAUGUCCGGAACCAGCUUAUACAGUUCGAGUUGAUACUCACAACUGCAACGUUUGUAGUUGCAAUCUUUGGCGUGGUAGCAGGGAUAUUUGGAAUGAACUUUGAGAUCGCAAUGUUCCAGUACAAAAAUGCAUUCCAGUGGGUCCUCGUAAUCACAGGGGUUAGUGGGCUCGUGGUAUUCCUUUCAUUCUUGUGGUAUUUCAAGUAUAGAAGAUUGAUGCCACUGUAGGCAAUCCACUAAAUUAAUUCAGGCAGGAGGAGCCGACGGAACAGAGCAAGGGGGAAAAGGUUGUCUCUGUAAUCAACUGUUCAAAAACUUUAAGAAUCAAUUUUUUGUUGUACAAAUGAAUUCCAAGAUACAGCUCCUCAUCAUGUUGCCUGCCUUGUUAAAUGGCAAAGUUUUCGACUAAUUUUGCACUUUAAAAUUGAUUUUUGUAUCUAUUGCUCUCA
Messenger RNA from Ipomoea triloba (trilobed morning glory), 1788 nucleotides. RefSeq names its product magnesium transporter MRS2-1-like. The transcript is spliced from 6 exons. The record is from RefSeq and is a predicted model, not a curated record. Gene Ontology annotation, cellular component: membrane. The coding region runs from base 221 to 1567 and encodes 448 amino acids. Gene Ontology annotation, molecular function: magnesium ion transmembrane transporter activity. Lineage: Eukaryota; Viridiplantae; Streptophyta; Magnoliopsida; Solanales; Convolvulaceae. Gene Ontology annotation, biological process: transmembrane transport; magnesium ion transport.